Messenger RNA from Molossus molossus (Pallas's mastiff bat), 1652 nucleotides. It is a transcript of the gene KATNA1, whose product is annotated as katanin catalytic subunit A1. Gene Ontology annotation, cellular component: microtubule cytoskeleton. Gene Ontology annotation, biological process: microtubule severing. Bases 14 to 1489 code for a protein of 491 amino acids. The transcript has 10 exons. NCBI's taxonomy places the organism in Eukaryota, Metazoa, Chordata, Mammalia, Chiroptera, Molossidae. Gene Ontology annotation, molecular function: ATP binding; microtubule severing ATPase activity; microtubule binding. The record is from RefSeq and is a predicted model, not a curated record.
UUUACAAUUGAGCAUGAGUCUUCUUAUGAUUAGUGAGAAUGUAAAAUUGGCUCGUGAAUAUGCAUUGCUGGGAAACUAUGACUCCGCGAUGGUCUAUUAUCAGGGAGUUCUUGACCAAAUGAACAAGUAUCUGUAUUCAGUCAAAGAUACAUACCUCCAGCAGAAAUGGCAACAGGUUUGGCAGGAAAUAAAUGUGGAAGCCAAACAUGUUAAGGAUAUCAUGAAAACACUAGAGAGUUUUAAAUUAGACAGUACUCCAUUGAAAGCUGCACAACAUGAGCUUCCAGCUUCUGAGGGAGAAGUCUGGUCCUUACCUGUACCUGUUGAACGAAGACCCUCCCCAGGUCCUAGAAAACGCCAGUCUUCUCAGAACAGUGACUCUAAACCACACAGUAACCGUCCAAGUACAACUGUCAGAGUUCACCGUCCAUCUGUACACAAUCUUCACAGUGACAGAGGGAAAGCUGUUCGUUGUCGGGAAAAGAAAGAACAGAAUAAAGGAAGAGAAGAAAAGAACAAAUCACCUGCCGCUGUUACAGAACCAGAGACAAAUAAAUUUGAUAGUACUGGAUAUGAUAAGGACUUAGUAGAAGCUUUGGAAAGAGAUAUAAUUUCCCAGAAUCCCAAUGUUCGAUGGGAUGAUAUUGCUGAUUUGGUAGAAGCUAAAAAGUUGCUUAAGGAAGCCGUAGUGUUACCAAUGUGGAUGCCAGAAUUCUUUAAGGGCAUCAGGAGACCAUGGAAAGGAGUGUUGAUGGUUGGCCCACCUGGCACGGGAAAGACCCUCCUUGCUAAAGCAGUAGCUACGGAAUGCAAGACAACAUUCUUCAAUGUCUCUUCAUCAACACUAACUUCUAAAUACAGAGGAGAGUCAGAGAAGCUUGUUCGUCUUCUGUUCGAAAUGGCUCGAUUUUAUUCUCCAGCCACCAUAUUUAUUGAUGAGAUUGAUUCCAUUUGUAGUCGCAGAGGGACUUCUGAAGAGCAUGAAGCAAGCCGAAGGGUGAAAGCCGAGCUGCUCGUUCAAAUGGACGGUGUUGGAGGUGCUUCUGAAAAUGAUGACCCUUCCAAAAUGGUUAUGGUUUUGGCAGCUACUAAUUUUCCCUGGGAUAUUGAUGAGGCUUUAAGACGACGUCUUGAGAAAAGAAUCUAUAUUCCAUUACCGUCAGCAAAAGGCAGGGAGGAGCUAUUACGAAUAAGUCUACGUGAGCUGGAAUUGGCUGAUGAUGUUGACCUUGCAAGUAUAGCAGAAAACAUGGAAGGUUAUUCAGGUGCAGACAUUACCAACGUGUGCAGGGAUGCAUCCUUGAUGGCAAUGAGAAGGCGUAUUGAAGGUUUGACCCCAGAAGAAAUCCGAAAUCUUUCAAGAGAAGAAAUGCACAUGCCCACAACUAUGGAGGAUUUUGAAAUAGCUUUAAAAAAGGUUUCUAAGUCAGUAUCUGCUGCAGACAUUGAAAGAUAUGAGAAAUGGAUAUUAGAAUUUGGAUCAUGCUAAUUCUCACAUGUAAACUGUGAGAAACCUGCCUUAAGUGUUGAAUAAUAAUUAAAUGUAGUAUUUCAUUGCACUGAGUGCCAUAUUAUUUUUUUAAACUUUCAUAAUGGUAAGAUUUUUUUUUUAAACCAUGAUUCUGAAUAAAGGAAAAUUUUAAAAUCUGCAA